UGCGGGUUUGUUUACACUGUGCGUCAGUGUGGCGGUGUGCAGCGCUCCUCUGCAGCUGCGCUGAGGCACUGCGGUCAGGAAGAAAACAGAUGAUCUAGAAGCAAGAGGGGAUCGUAGACACAUCCGAGCACAGGCAGUCUCUCCGCUAUUUUUCAGUAUUUUUCGAAACUACUAAAGGCUUCACCACAGUUUCCCCGUUAGGAUGUCGUCAUCUGAAAGUGCUGCGUCACAUGAAGUCAGUGAAGCAUCAGCCCCCACAUCAGAGCCUGUACCUCUGAGGAUUAUUCUGCUGGGCAGGACUGGGACAGGCAGAAGCUCCUCGGGCAACACCAUCCUGGGCAGGUCUGCGUUCCUGGUUGAAGUGUCCCCCUGUUCUGUGACCUCAAGGUGCAAGAGACAGAGUGGGACAGUAGGUGGGCGGAGUGUCUCUGUCAUCGACACUCCUGGGCUCUUCCACACACACCUGUCCUCUCAAGAGGUUAUGUCAGAGGUGGGAGAGUGUGUUGGUUUGUCCUCUCCGGGACCCCACGUCUUCUUGGUGACUCUACAGCCUGGUAGGUUCACCCAUGAGGAGAGAGAGGCCUUUGAGUGGAUAAAGGCUCGGUUUGGGCCUGAAAUGACCAGGUUCACCAUGGUGCUGUUCACCUGCGGAGACCAGCUGAAGGGGAAACGCAUUGAGGACUUUCUAGAGGAGAGCCGGGAGCUGUCAGAGUUUGUCGGCGGCUGCCAUGGAGGGUAUCACGUCUUCGAUAACAAUGGUCAGGGCAAGCCAAGUGAAUGCUCACAAGUGGAGCAACUUUUGCAGAAGGUAGACCAAAUCGUGGCUAAGAAUGGAGGCGGUUGCUAUAGCAAUGAGAUGUUGAAGGAGGCUGAAAGUGCCAUAAGGGAGGCACAUGAGAGGAUUCUGGAUGAUGCAGGGCACACUGUGGAGUCCCUUCAGAAGGAGGCUGAAGUCAAGGACGGCCAGUCACCAGGUUUGGAGAAGAGACGGGAAGAAGAAGAGAGGACGAGGGAGGAAGAGGAGGCCAGAAAGAGGGCAGAGAGGCUUUUCUGGUGCGAGCUGGUGACUGCUCUGGGCAAGGGUGCAGCAGAGGGCGCAGGGAUCAUGGGAAAGGACAAAGGGAAAGGGAAAGCUCUGAAGAAGGCGAAGGUGGUGGAGAAAGCGGCAGCUCUGGCAGCGUCUCCGCUCUCCAUUAGUUCAGCUGCGAAAGCAGUGGGAGGAGCUGUGAGAGAAGGAAGUAAGGUGUUAUACAAACACAGAAAAACAUUACUGCGCUGAAGGGUGAAUUAACUGGGACAGGACACAGUGAAGCCCGUGUGGUGUUUAUGACACUCAGAGGUUAUGAUGUGUGAAAGGACAACUCAUUCAGCUGUGAUUGUGUUUCCAUCAUCUAACCCCACAUGGCACCAUGCACUCCCACUUUCAUACCAUACUUAA
Molecule: messenger RNA, 1438 nt
Organism: Archocentrus centrarchus (flier cichlid)
Lineage: Eukaryota; Metazoa; Chordata; Actinopteri; Cichliformes; Cichlidae
Product: GTPase IMAP family member 9
Exons: 2
Coding region: 203-1279 (358 amino acids)
Molecular function (GO): GTP binding
Source: RefSeq, a predicted model, not a curated record